ACUGAAAGGUUACCAUUGAAGAGCAUUUACACAGAAAGCUUGGCGAAGAAGCUGGAGAUGGAUGUGGGCAGAGAGAAAAUCCAAGACAAUGAUACCCAAGAAAGAGGUAGUUUCAACCGCCUCCAUGGAAAGACAAGAAGGAGAAGGACUGUAUACAGCCAAACCCACCUUGACCUCUUGCUUAGCACAUUUAAUAAAGACCCAUAUCCUGGAAUCACAGUAAGAGAAAGACUGUCACAAAUAACUGGCAUACAUGAAUCCCGAAUCCAGGUCUGGUUCCAAAACAGGAGAGCCAGGAAGAACAAGAAAAGUGUACAGGAAAGAGAAAAUGUACAUAGCACAAAUGAAUGGCAUCAAUGCAAUACUAUUUUUAAAACCAACACAACAUCCCAGGCUGAGUGGAUUUCUAAGAACAAUGGACAUUAUGAAAAGCAGGAAUUUGGCUUUGGAGAUUACUCUGAUACCUCAUACGCUUACACCUGCUCCUCCAAACCCAAUGCACUUGGUUUGCCUCUUCCACUUCAGUGGUCAAAACCUGUGCCGGCACCAUUGAACCAUCUGUCCUCAGUAUAUCCACCAAUAUUAUCUGAUAGCAGAACACAGCAAUGUCAAGUAUUUAUCCAGCACAUAUCUAGACCUUCUGCCAGCUUUCUGCAUUCAAAAGAUUAUGUACAAAAGUCAGUGUUUGUCAGUCCAGCAGAGUCUGUUUCUUAUGGCAUGAUGCAAGAAUGGUCCUUGGAACAGAUGUUGGAAGAAUUUCAGCCUUGCUGGACAGAGGUGGCAGAUGAUUUAAUUGGUGAUAAAAACUGUCAUUCAGUGCAAUAAAGAAGAGAGUACUUACAAUUUUUCACCUAGAGCUUAUUCUAAUAAUGUAUGUUAGGUAAAAGUAACAUUAGUGCAAAUAAGUGAAAAGGUUUGUACAGGUCUAGUCACCCGAAUCAACCAGUGGGUAGCAUUGGUUACCUGUUUAAAAGCAAAUAUCUUACUGGUUGCUAAGGGUUAAUGCACCUGUGUAGACAUUGUGGCUUUUAUUACAUAUGGGGGUAGGUAUGUGUCUAAUCUCUUAUUCAUAUUGAAAGAUAUUAUUGAUAGCACCAAAACUUUGCAGUCUAUAGUGCAAGAACAUUAUCUAACAAUAACUGGUGUCACAGUUUAGAAAAGGCUGUGGUAUUACCCAUAUAGUGAUACUGCAGAAUAUAUUGAAGUUUUAUAAAUAAAGAUAUUUUUACAUUCA
Messenger RNA from Xenopus tropicalis (tropical clawed frog), 1234 nucleotides. It is a transcript of the gene duxa, whose product is annotated as pituitary homeobox 3-like. The record is from RefSeq and is a predicted model, not a curated record. The coding region runs from base 58 to 825 and encodes 255 amino acids. NCBI's taxonomy places the organism in Eukaryota, Metazoa, Chordata, Amphibia, Anura, Pipidae. Gene Ontology annotation, biological process: regulation of DNA-templated transcription. Gene Ontology annotation, molecular function: DNA-binding transcription factor activity, RNA polymerase II-specific; DNA binding. Gene Ontology annotation, cellular component: nucleus. The transcript has 3 exons.